Messenger RNA from Aspergillus brunneoviolaceus CBS 621.78, 372 nucleotides. RefSeq names its product 60S ribosomal protein eL42. Gene Ontology annotation, biological process: translation. Gene Ontology annotation, molecular function: structural constituent of ribosome. The coding region runs from base 1 to 372 and encodes 123 amino acids. NCBI's taxonomy places the organism in Eukaryota, Fungi, Ascomycota, Eurotiomycetes, Eurotiales, Aspergillaceae. Gene Ontology annotation, cellular component: ribosome; cytosolic large ribosomal subunit. The transcript has 4 exons. The record is from RefSeq and is a predicted model, not a curated record.
AUGGCCGACAGUGAAGACGAAUUCGACAUGGCAAUUCCGAAGCGACGAUUUGUGGUCAACGUUCCGAAAACCCGCCGGACUUACUGCAAGGGCAAGGAGUGCAAGAAGCACACCCAGCACAAGGUCACCCAGUACAAGGCUGGCAAGGCCUCCCUGUUCGCCCAGGGUAAGCGUCGUUAUGAUCGGAAGCAGAGCGGUUACGGUGGUCAGACCAAGCCCGUCUUCCACAAGAAGGCCAAGACCACCAAGAAGAUCGUUCUCCGUCUCGAGUGCACUGCUUGCAAGCAGAAGAAGCAGCUCUCCCUGAAGCGCUGCAAGCACUUCGAGCUUGGUGGUGACAAGAAGACCAAGGGUGCUGCUCUUGUCUUCUAA